UCUUUAAUACCUGUAGUUGGGUGUGUUUAGAUGUUAAAAGCUAGAACAAUUUAUAUAACAACGUGAAAUAAAGCAACUAUCAUGUGAACACGGGAUACUUAAAUAAUAAACACUAUUGUUCGUUUAAUCGAGAGGAUUUUAAAGACUGACGGAAAAAAACAACUGGUCGAAAAUGGGCUCUGGACCGUCUUUUCCCAUGGUUCCUAUGACUCGGGACAAACUAUUCAUAGUCACCGGCGCAAACUCGGGCCUGGGAUACGAAAUCGCCAAGUGGACGUCUAUGAUGGGGGCGACUGUCAUUCUGGCCUGUCGAUCGGAGGGCAGGACUCAAGAAGCGAUCGAGAAAAUGAACAAGGAAUUUCAGGCAGAAAAAGCCAAAGGAACAGCGGGUCUUACGGAUAGUGACUCUCUUGCUCUUGAAUAUAUGCAGCUAGAUUUAGCGUCAUUUGCAUCGGUGAUGGAAUUUUGCGAAAACUUUCAGAAGAGUGGCCGGAAACUCCAUGUUCUUUUCUGUAACGCGGGUCUAGGACUCGGUCCGUUUCAAAAAUCAUCGGACGGAAAUGAGAUGCUAUUGCAGGUGAAUUACCUAAGUCAUUUUAUCAUAAUUGGCAAACUUUUCGGGAUAAUGAAACAAAGCGGCCCCGAUUGUCGCAUUCUGCUCAUGUCAAGCGCCGCUCACAAAUCCGGGACAUUUGACCUAAAAACCAUCAACUACGACGGAAACCCUGACAGUUACCCGAGGCUGAACUAUUACGGGCGCUCCAAGUUGUACCAGAUCAUGCAAGCGGCUGAAAUGGGUAGACGCUUGGCGGGCUCUGAUGUUACUAUAAAUAGCAUACAUCCCGGUUUGAUCGAUUCUAAUUUUUGGCGUGACUGGAACACGGGGCUGAAAAAAGUUGCACACGGUGCUAUGCAAGCUACAGGAGUUGCGAAAUCUCCAUUUCGAGGCGCCAAAUGUAGCAUUGACCUCGCAGUAAAUCCAAAGUACGUGGGGUUGACGGGACUUUAUUGGUGUGACAGUAAGGUUGUGACCCCAAACAGUGACGCGCGCAACAAGGGGAAGCAAGAGGCAUUGUGGCAGUGGACCAUGGAAAAGGUGAAGGGAUAUUUGACGGAAGAGGAGAUAAGGGGACUUCAAGGAACCGGAAGUGAACAGGCGGGAUGAUCGAUAUGGUGAAUAAGAAAAGGUUCACACUGACUGACUUGUAGCGCAUGUGAAACAAUUGUGAAGACAUUUACUUUUGUUAUCGUUAUUGUGGUCUAAUGCAAUGGGGGAAACCAGAGUACCCGUAGAAAACCAAACUUCUCCGGCUUGGUGACCAUAAACUAAAUUAAUUUGCAUCCAGGCCGGGAAUCUAACCCAGCCUUGUCGUCAUGAUGCGAGUUUGGUUAAGGGGGUCGCAAAGGUUGAUAUUUAACGCCUGUGAACGUCUGUGUAAGCGGUUGCUUAUUAAUGACUCGAUUGUGGUUAUUGUGGAACUUACAUCAAUUUAAUGUGCUCCGUUUAUCACCAAUAUAAUACUCUAUUUUUCGCAUAUAUCUAUUUCGUGUUUCUGUGAAACACAGUUAUGCCUUUAUAUAGUAAGGCUUUUACGUUGUUUGCAUGUUUUGCGGAAUAGAAUAUCUCCAGGAUGUUGAACAAUCAGUCACAGGAGUUUGAUGAGAAUGAAAUCCUGCUUUAGUGUCAUAUGACCUGUAAAAAUAAGUGACAUUUAACCUAAAAUGUUCAUUUUUCUUCAGAAUUAUCAAAGAGGUCAUUCCUAACAACGAUCUUGCAUAACAUAAAUAUGAAUUGGUAGGAGUUACCAUAUUAAACAAUCUGAUUUUUAAAGAUAUUUUAGCUAAACUACACUAAUUGUUUAACAGGUCAAUUGGCACCAAAGCAUGAGUUCAUUCCCAUCAUACUGUGCGAUCAGUAUAUUUCCAUAUUGCUUACUUUACAAUGGCAUUAUCCACUGCGAUUAUUUCAAUAUUAUUUACAUGUAUCAGUUAUUUUUGUGUUUUGCUUACCUUUAAUGACUUAUGUAGUAAUGCGUAUGUUUUAUAUUAUCGCAUUAAAUGUACUUCACAU
Molecule: messenger RNA, 2071 nt
Organism: Mya arenaria
Lineage: Eukaryota; Metazoa; Mollusca; Bivalvia; Myida; Myidae
Product: retinol dehydrogenase 14-like
Exons: 2
Coding region: 173-1165 (330 amino acids)
Source: RefSeq, a predicted model, not a curated record